AUGUCUCGACGCCGACGGCGAAUUCGAUCCCUACUGGGGGUCAGGUCUCAUGAAGGCCCGGCCAACCACCUUACUCGCCGUCGACAACCAGGACGACGACUCCCUAGCCUCAGCCGACCUCGGCCUAAUCUGGGCGUCCGUGUCCAACAUCGUUCCGUCGUCCAUGAUGGCCACACUGCACACCUUCAAAGACCCAUCCCUCCUCGCCCGCGUCCGCACCAGCCUCGAACAAACACCAAAGUAUCCGAGCACCCCGACGACAAAGUCCUGGCAAAUAACCCCCUCCUCGUCUCCAUAUACUGCGAAACCCUCCGCGUGUACGUGAAGUCAUACUUCCUGACUUCCAACCAGCACGCCGACAUCCCGGUCGGUCAAUGGCGGAUCCCGAAAGAGCGCAUUGUUUUUGUGAAUUCGGGGAUUUCGCACAUGGACGACCAUUUCUGGAAUACGCAAAACGGUCGUCAUCCCGUGGAUUCAAACUGGGGUGAGCGGUUCAUCGUUGAUCCGUCGGAUCCUUUCAGUGGACCAGUCAGGCCUGAAGUAAUGCACGAGGUGGGGAGUGAGAAGAAAAAGAGCGAAGCGUCGGAAAACGACAAGCCUUUUGUCUCGAUGAAUGGACUUGAGGGGUCGUGGAUCCCGUAUGGAGGCGAGCAUGCGAUUUGCCCUGGUCGGUUUCUGGCCAAGAGCGCGAUUCUUCUUGCGUGUGCUUUGAUGGUGGAGAAUUUUGACAUGGAGAUUUUAACUGGGGAUAUUGAAAUGAGCUAG
Molecule: messenger RNA, 765 nt
Organism: Endocarpon pusillum Z07020
Lineage: Eukaryota; Fungi; Ascomycota; Eurotiomycetes; Verrucariales; Verrucariaceae
Exons: 2
Coding region: 1-765 (254 amino acids)
Molecular function (GO): steroid hydroxylase activity; heme binding; oxidoreductase activity, acting on paired donors, with incorporation or reduction of molecular oxygen
Source: RefSeq, a predicted model, not a curated record